UUUCGAGAUUUAUAAACAUCAUCUGCCUGUUGUUUUUUUUUUUUCUUCGAAGAGUUUAUUUUUUGAAAAUAAGUAAACUACUCCCAGCACUCCCAGCGAUUGAACUGUAAAACGUGUUACGUGUUGUUUACACAAAACAUGGAUUCAGGGCAGUUUUUGCAUCAUUCGAAAUCGAUGACAUCGGUCUGUCGUUUGUGUUUUAUGGAACGAGUACAGCUGGAGUUUAUUUUUGAAUGCGAAAGUAAAUAUUUAAGCGAGUGGAUCGAAAAACUCACUUCUCUGAAGAUUAUCAAUAUACCCAACGCUCCUGCAUCCUUAUGCUCGGAAUGCAAAUCCACUUUGGAAGGCUUCGAUGCAUUUCGAGAGAUGUGCAUCGCCAACGAUGUUGUUUUCAAUGAUACUUUUUGUCAGAAUAACAUCAAGCCAAAUGAUUUUACUGGUGCUGCCGUUAUUAAGGUGGAAUGCAUUGAAGACCAACAAAUUGAGAUUGCAGCUACGGAAGACGAACAAUCAUGGAUUAAGUGCGAAAUAAUUGCAGAACAAGGAAACACUGAUGUUGCGUCAACAGAACUAUUGUUAGAUGUGUUCGAAGCAAAAUUUCAGGAUGCGCACAUAUGCACUGAAACUGAUGGCAUAGAAAACGCACAGAAUAGAAGCGAUGUGGUCACAUCGGAAAACACGAUUGCUGGUGACCUUUCGUCCUACAAAGCUGGAGAUUUGGAAUGCAAAGUGUGCAAGAGAACAGAAUCCAAAAUGCAUAUCAUGACUCACAAAGCUAAGGGGUUGUUUCAGUGCUACAUGUGUGAGCAGAAAUUCAACAGAAGUACAAAAUGUUUGAACCACGUAAAUUGGCAUUUAAGGCCUAAACUGCCUACAUUGGCUGGCAAUUAUUGCAAAAUAUGCAUGAAACUCAAGUCCAAAAUGCACGUCAUUACGCAUAAAGCAGAAGGAUUAUACGUAUGCAAAUUUUGUGAAAAAAUAUUCAAAAAUGCUUGGUCUCUGAAUAUGCACAUGAAACACUUUCACAUUGGAAAAAAUGCCCACAAAAUAACUAAUGAGGAAGAAGUUCCAGCACCAGUCGAAGUUGAGCACAAUACCCAAAUAAAUAAUACUGAUAAACGUAUAGAUUCCAGCUUUGAAGGUAAUAAAUUCACAACGAUGUCGAAUGUCGAAGAGCAAUUUGAAAACCAUAAAUAUAUAGAUAGAUGUAAAAUCUGCGAGAAAAAUGUGUCAAAAUUGCAUAUAAAAACUCACAAAGCUAAAGCAUUAUUUGUAUGCCACAUUUGUUCAAAAAUGUACAAGAAAUACGAUUAUCUUAGCAAGCACAUCAAUAGUCACAAAAAGAAGAAAAUUACACGAAAAGGGAUAGCAAGUGAGAACAACAAACCACAUGUGUCAAUGGCAUGCGAAAGUAAAACAUCGGAAGACCCAACUGAAACGUCGUCGAGCUCAACUGCACCGGAAACCGUCGUUCAAGCCAAAGGCAAACAUGUAAUAACCCGAAGCUAUGAGUGCAAACUCUGUGCCACAUUUGUAACCAAACUGCAUGCAGAAUCUCAUAAGGCUGAAGGAUUCCAGUGCCCUGUCUGUCAGUGCUACUAUAACAAGUUUGAUUGCUACAGCAAACACAUUAAAACUCAUAGAGAUAAGGGAAAAUAUGCAUGCACAAUUUGUGGUAAAGUGUUUUCUAAUACAUUCGGGGUGACACGACAUCAAAAGAUACAUAAUGUAAAUCUUCUGGACGCAAAUUAAAGAAAAAUAAACGAUUACAUUACUAGAAAAUGAUAAA
Aedes aegypti (yellow fever mosquito) is the source of this 1789-nucleotide messenger RNA. Its product is annotated as zinc finger protein 778-like. The record is from RefSeq and is a predicted model, not a curated record. Gene Ontology annotation, molecular function: DNA-binding transcription factor activity, RNA polymerase II-specific; zinc ion binding; RNA polymerase II cis-regulatory region sequence-specific DNA binding. The transcript has 2 exons. Lineage: Eukaryota; Metazoa; Arthropoda; Insecta; Diptera; Culicidae. Bases 139 to 1752 code for a protein of 537 amino acids. Gene Ontology annotation, cellular component: nucleus. Gene Ontology annotation, biological process: regulation of transcription by RNA polymerase II.